AUGGCGUCCAUUGAUAUGGGAGGACGGUGGUUGCUAACUGUAUACCUCCCCGCACUCCAGAACUUCCCAGAGCACCAGUUUCCCUCGAUAGUGGGACGUCCAAUCCUUCGAACGGAAGAGCAGGCUGGCGAUAUAGUAGUCAAGGAUAUCAUGUGCGGAGAUGAGGCUGCUGCUGCCAGGUCCAUGCUUCAGAUUUCUUAUCCUAUGGAAAACGGAAUUGUGAAGAAUUGGGAAGACAUGCAACACCUGUGGAACUACACUUUUUACGAUAAGAUGAAGAUCGACCCGACUGGCCGAAAGAUCCUCCUGACCGAACCUCCAAUGAACCCGCUACGAAACCGCGAGAAGAUGUGUGAGACUAUGUUUGAAGGAUACAAUUUUGGCGGCGUAUAUGUUGCCAUUCAAGCUGUCCUAGCACUUUACGCUCAAGGGUUGAGCAGUGGUGUCGUGGUUGACUCUGGUGAUGGCGUAACACACGUUAUUCCUGUUUAUGAAUCUACAGUCCUAAACCACUUAACACGUCGACUUGAUGUUGCGGGUCGAGAUGUAACCCGUAACCUCAUCGCCCUGCUCCUCCGUCGGGGUUACGCCCUCAAUCGAACCGCAGACUUCGAGACCGUCCGCCAAAUCAAAGAAAAGCUCUGUUACGUCUCAUACGAUCUGGAACUUGACAAGCGUCUUUCCGAAGACACUACCGUACUGGUAGAAUCAUACACCCUCCCAGACGGACGAGUGAUAAGGGUUGGAAGCGAGCGCUUCGAGGCCCCCGAGUGUCUCUUCCAGCCGCACCUUGUCGAUGUCGACCAGCCGGGUAUUGCCGAAUUAUUAUUUAACACCAUCCAGGCGGCUGACGUCGAUGUCAGAAGCAGCUUGUACAAAGCUAUUGUUCUUAGUGGUGGUAGCAGCAUGUAUCCCGGCCUACCGUCACGAUUAGAAAAGGAGUUGAAGCAGCUGUGGUUGACCAGGAAUCUACAUGGCGACCCAGAGCGACUAGAGAAAUUUAAACCUCGUAUCGAAGAUCCUCCACGAAGACGACAUAUGGUCUUCCUGGGCGGUGCUGUCCUCGCAAACUUGCUCGCCGAUAAGGACAAUAUGUGGAUCUCAAAACAAGAAUGGGAGGAACAGGGCACAAGGGCGCUGGAGAAGCUGGGACCGAGAUAA
Arthroderma uncinatum is the source of this 1161-nucleotide messenger RNA. RefSeq names its product actin. The transcript is spliced from 5 exons. The coding region runs from base 1 to 1161 and encodes 386 amino acids. The record is from RefSeq and is a predicted model, not a curated record. Gene Ontology annotation, biological process: Arp2/3 complex-mediated actin nucleation. Gene Ontology annotation, molecular function: actin filament binding. Gene Ontology annotation, cellular component: Arp2/3 protein complex; actin cortical patch. Lineage: Eukaryota; Fungi; Ascomycota; Eurotiomycetes; Onygenales; Arthrodermataceae.